CAGAUCGUCUCUCUUUUUGUUAUUAUUGAACUCUGUUCAUGAACUCGGAUCUGUCAUAUUCAUCUUGACUCAGAACCAUCACGACCAUCGACGUUCAGCAUGCAACAGGCCACUUUACCGACGAGCGCGACCCAAGCAAAGGAUCGCCAUUAUGCUCAGUUGGGCAAUAGUCUCCAGAGGUUAUCUCAGGCAGUUGGACAGACCGCGGACCUCUCGGAACAUUUAAAGGUUACGCUGGAUGCUAUGAAAACUCUUGCUGCCAAUCAUGCCGCUCAAUUCAUGACGGUCGCUGCGGAGUUGAACCCUGAUCCUGAGACGGACGAAGCAAAGUAGUUAUUCUAUGAAAGGGCUCUCCGGGUUCACCGCCGUGCAUCAUAAAGAUGUCUUCAGGCGCGUCGAAGGCCAGCUUUCAAGCUGUACAACGCGCCUCAGCGAUCUGCACUGAUGCGAACAGGGAAUCUCCGUUUCCUGAAGGGCUGGACUGUGUUUGCAGUUGACUUUGCCGUACGACAGAUGAGACUGUUCAUUGAAUGGACGCGCUUCUUGAGCGACUAUCUCAUGUAAGGUGGACGGUCUGCACUAUCAAUGAGAAGAGAAGGUAGUUUUCCCCGGCGAACUCGGACUACAAUACAUCUCUUUACAACGGCAUGAGACUGAGGUGCCCUUGCAGCACUUGGCAGAGAUGUGUUUACUCUCUGGAACGAUAGCCAUGUGUUCUCUCCGAGUAGCCCGCGCCGUGAUAGAUCUUCAUGUGCGAGCC
Somion occarium is the source of this 760-nucleotide messenger RNA. NCBI's taxonomy places the organism in Eukaryota, Fungi, Basidiomycota, Agaricomycetes, Polyporales, Cerrenaceae. The record is from the annotation of a GenBank genome assembly.